CGUUUUUCCACUUCCGGUUCCAUCUCGGUGUCGCUCUUCAGCUGUAAAUACGGCGGGAAGUUAUAGUCAGUUUAGCCGGUCAUUAUUAAGACUUCAAGAACCCAGUUUGUUAACGACUUGUAAAUCAUUAAUUUUGAUGGCAGUGUAACGGAGAAGCCGGUAGCAUUGAAUUCGAGUGGGCGCCGUGGGACUCGCUGAUGAUGGCUAACGUCGGGCUGGUAGCGCAGGCCGUUAGCAAGCCUGCGCCAGGAAAACACGGCAAUGUUUUACCGCUGUGGGGCAACGAAAAGACUAUGAAUCUCAAUCCAAUGAUUCUCACUAAUGUGCUAUCCUCGCCCUAUUUCAAAGUUCAGCUGUAUGAGCUAAAGACGUAUCACGAAGUUGUGGACGAAAUCUAUUUCAAGGUAACUCAUGUUGAGCCUUGGGAAAAAGGAAGCAGAAAGACCGCAGGCCAGACGGGAAUGUGCGGAGGGGUACGCGGGGUUGGGACUGGUGGAAUUGUAUCGACUGCUUUCUGUCUCCUGUACAAGCUGUUUACACUCAAGCUGACUCGUAAACAGUUGAUGGGUCUAAUCACACACACCGACUCUCCUUACAUCAGAGCACUUGGCUUCAUGUACAUAAGAUAUACUCAGCCCCCAACAGAUUUGAUUGACUGGUAUGAUGGCUUCUUGGAUGAUGACGAGGUAUGUCACCUGGAUGCCCAUUGUGCAGCAGGUGAAUUGGAUAUUGUAUCUCAGCACUGUUGGUUUGUGUGUGAACUGGAUGUGAAGGCAGGAGGUGGAUGUGUGAUGACGAUUGGAGAAAUGCUGCGCUCCUUCCUGACCAAACUGGAAUGGUUCUCCACUCUGUUCCCUCGUAUUCCUGUGCCUGUGCAGAAAAUUAUUGACCAGCAGAUAAAGGCGAGGCCGCGUAAGGCUGCUCAGAAAGAGACGCCGGAUGAUGAGGCAGCCAGCACAGAUGCAGGAAGGCAGUGGGAGCGCCACCGCUCAAGGACCCCUAGACGAACUCCAAGCCCCAGAAGGUCUCCAAAACGGUCAAGGAGCAGGAGCCACCACAGAGACCGCCACGGACCCGGCUUUGAUCGUGAGCUGGAGAGGGAGCGUGACCGUCAGAGGAAGGAAAGGGACGGCAGGGACCGAGAUAGGGACAGAGGAGAUCGGGGGGACAGGGAGCGACGUCGGUCCCGUAGCACAGAUAGGAACCAAGACCGACGAGAACGUAAAAGAAGUCACAGCGGAAGCCGGGACCGCAGAAAUGAACGUAGAGAGAAAGAGAGGGAUGGUGGGGAUGACCGAAGUAGGAGGAAGGACAGGGACCACCACAAGGAUAGAGGCUCGGAGAGGGAUAGAUCCAGGGACAAGAAAAGCCGGGGAGAGACUGAUGACAGGAGACACAAGGAUGACAGGGAGAGGCACCGAGAAGAAAGGAAGAGUAAAAGGUCCAGCCGAAGUCGAAGCCGGGAAAGAAGGCACAAAAGUGGUAGAACAGAUGGGGGAGAGGAGAAGAGCAGGAAACGAGAGUGCAGCCACAGCAGGGAGCGGGAGCGAGACGGAGAACAGCGUUCUCACAAACGUAGUCGCAGCAAAGAGAGGAGCCAUCAUCAACGAGAUUCCAGUAACGACCGAAGUAAACAUAGCGAACGCCUACGGAGUCGGAGUACUGAGUAAUGUCAGUUCAGAGAAAUGUUAGCCUCUACAUCUGUGUAUCUGCCCCCCCCCCCCCCCCCCCAAGUGUCUGUCACUUGUGCUCAAGAGAACAAAUGUAUCAGAUACCUGGAAUUGUCUUUGGCCAAUGUAAUAUUACUUUAUCUUUUCUUGCCAUUUGCUCCCCAUUAGACCAUCAUUAGAGUUGAAUUAUGAAAAACUGUUCAAAAAAAGGCAUUUCAUAUAUAUUUUUUUAAUCCCCCACCCCAAUCCAACAAAACUAUGAGUUUGUACAUAAUGUUUCGUGCGCUGUCUAUACACGAUAAAGGGUUUGACUACUGUCACGGUUUCAAAGUCACCACGGUUGAGCUCAUCUCUGAUGUGUCGUAUAAUUUAUGUAUCUUAUUGAACAGAAACUGAUGUCAAGAAAAAAAUUUCUUCAGUUGGACUGAUACAUUAGUCCAGCCAAUCCUGACAAAAAUGCUCUUUGCAAGGUCAGCAGUGACUGUUGAAGUUUAAAUCAUUUGUUUGUGCCCAGUGGUAAUGUGGCUCAGUUGAUCAGUAUGUCAUGUACAGACAACAUGAGAAUGUUUUAUUCUUGUAAAGGGCAGCCUGCAAACUAUUUUUUUUUUUUUUUUUAUUACAACACAGCCCUGCUUUACUCUUUGGGUGAAUGUUCUGUUGGAUUUGUUUUCUAAUAAAACCCUUUUACAAAGAG
Molecule: messenger RNA, 2364 nt
Organism: Thalassophryne amazonica
Lineage: Eukaryota; Metazoa; Chordata; Actinopteri; Batrachoidiformes; Batrachoididae
Gene: prpf38b
Product: pre-mRNA processing factor 38B
Exons: 7
Coding region: 198-1670 (490 amino acids)
Cellular component (GO): precatalytic spliceosome
Source: RefSeq, a predicted model, not a curated record